AUGAGACCAACGUUGGCCAGCCUUUUCCACGAAUCACCGGUGAGUCUUUUAACGAGACCUUGGAAGAAAAACCGGGACGGAACGCUGUUUUACGGUGUAUCCAAGUCGGGAAACAGAAGAACUGCUUUGACAACAAAACAAGGUAACAAAACGCUAUAUAAAGGUACCCGUUCCUCAGGUAUCGGUAAACACACAAGAUACGGUGGCUAUACCAUUCACUGGGGGAAGGUUCGUACAUUUGUGACGCCCAGGAAUUUCAAUUCGGAACUCAAACCUCUAGUAACUCACAAUGUGCCAGAACUAAGACACAAUUUCCAAGGUUUCCAGAAGGGUGCAUUAGAUGCGCAGUUGUACUUUAAAAAGUUGCAGGACUACGUCAAGAACGGCAAGGUGCAGAGUGAAGCGUCGGACGUCAAAUGCUACGUGGAAAGGGGAUAA
This is a messenger RNA of Lachancea meyersii CBS 8951, 438 nucleotides long. The record is from the annotation of a GenBank genome assembly. Lineage: Eukaryota; Fungi; Ascomycota; Saccharomycetes; Saccharomycetales; Saccharomycetaceae.